AUGACUCUCGACUUCCACACGAACAAGAAGAUCCUCGAAGAAGUUGCCAUCAUCCCAUCAAAGAGGCUCCGCAACAAGAUCGCUGGAUUCUCCACCCACUUGAUGAAGCGUAUCCAGAAGGGACCAGUCCGUGGUAUCUCACUCAAGCUUCAAGAAGAGAAGCGUGAGCGCCGCAUGGACUUUGUCCCCGACGAGUCUGCUAUCAAGACUCUAGAGAUGCUUGCUUCCCUUGGAAUGUCCGAGGUUACCGGCUUCUCUGUUGAGCUCCUAACUCCUUAA
Microthlaspi erraticum is the source of this 279-nucleotide messenger RNA. Lineage: Eukaryota; Viridiplantae; Streptophyta; Magnoliopsida; Brassicales; Brassicaceae. The record is from the annotation of a GenBank genome assembly.